Messenger RNA from Trachymyrmex septentrionalis, 2057 nucleotides. RefSeq lists its product as uncharacterized. NCBI's taxonomy places the organism in Eukaryota, Metazoa, Arthropoda, Insecta, Hymenoptera, Formicidae. The transcript is spliced from 5 exons. The record is from RefSeq and is a predicted model, not a curated record. The coding region runs from base 608 to 1381 and encodes 257 amino acids.
UUGUGUGGCUGUUAUAACGAACGAAGCGUACGCGACUUUGCAAGUCGGCAAUAAUCGGUUAUUUAAUUAACGAAUUAAUUAGCCGUGAGGAGGUAGAGAAAUAUAGAUGGUGUGUACCCGUCGCGUGUAGCAAUAGAAGGCUGAGCUGCAUGAGCGCGAACCGAGUCAAUAUUUGACCUGUGAGAUUCACGAUCGUUGUCGAACGUAGGCUGUGAGAUGACGAGAGAAUAUUUAUGAAAAUGUGCGGUUUAUUUAAACAAGAACACACACGUGCGCGCAUAAAUUCUUGCGUAUACAACAUACGUUAUUGCACGAAGCGCAAGAAGCCCAGCAAAAGUAGUCACUUUGAAUUCUCCGACGCCGAUGGACGUGAUUCUGCAUAAGAUUUAAGGAAAGCAAUAAAUUCAUGCCGCACGUCACGAAGCUAUAAUUAUUAAAAUAUGAAUAAAGAAAGAAUCUCUUUGCAUGAAGAAUAAAAUAGGUGUUGCCACAUUAUAUCUUCUGCUGAUGAACAUUUUUUAACGAUAAACAAGUGGAUGCGUACAAAUAGUUUUUUUCUAAUUGAUAAUUUGGAUAGUUCAGAGGAGGCAUUAUAUAAGAAGCAAUUAUGAAUUCAAAGCAAGCAGAAAUAUGGCUGGCGGUGUUGUAUACCGGAUCCAUGAUAUUUUCCGUUACAUCUGUUAUAUCUCUGGUGACCACAUGGCAGAAUUGGGUAGUGACAUUAGACGGUUGCAUCGAUGUUGAUUGCGGCUGUAUAUUAUAUGGUAUCAAUACAUUUCGCACAUUUCUCGGCGGUGAUGAGAAACUAUGCCACUUUGCCGCGUACGCUCUUACACCCAUCAUAGUAAUCAGCUUGUGUCUUGGGGCCUAUCAUGGAUACAGAUGCUGCAUACAUAAAAAUUUAGACGAGCCUAAACAAAUUAAUCAUGGACAAGUGUACAAUGACAGAAGAAAUCUUAAUGGGUAUGUUGUGAUCCAAGUAAAGAAGAGAGUUGCUUUUAAGUGGUGGAUGCCUUUCGGUUUCCUCGCAGCAUUUGUCUGCUGCCUGUCUCUCGCCCACGCGGUCGUGAUAACCGACGGCUACUAUAAAACUUGCGAACAAUAUAGACGAAAUCUCAUUCAACUCUUGGGUUCGAGAGGCCGCGAAAUUUUAGCGAUUCAUAAUAGGUUGUCGUGCGGCGCGAUUUUUGAUUUCAUGGAUUAUGUUCAGCCAGAUAAGAAUCACUGGAGUCGCACCGAGAUGAACACCGCGAUCGCGCUUCAACUCGCAAUAUAUACAAGCUGGCUCAAUUUCGCCGCUUGGAUAGUCGCGUGUUCUAUAAACUUCAUCAUGGCGAGGAAAAGGCAGCGCAAUUUAGGAGAAAAAUUUUGUUGCUGUUGAAUGACAUCUUUUAUAAAAUUAAUUAGUGGCAAACUCUUGACAGUAUUUUGGUAAAAUGUAAUAAAUAAGGAUGUCCUCUGAAAAAAUGUAACAGGACGCAGACGUAUAUGAUUGAUACUCAUGUUAAUAGUAUACAUUUUAUUUAUGUAUUUUAUACAGAGAUAUAGUGUUUUCAAUAACUAUUUUCUUCGUAUUUGUGCCUAAUAUCAAAAAAUUAAAGAUUCAUCUGCUCUGCCAUGGAAAAUAAUCACGUCCCUCUUUCAUAUUUUAUAUAAUCCCAUUCUCUUUAUACAUUUUUACACGAUUUUCAUUACUAUAUUAUACAUACACAUAUGCGCACACAUUGAAACUAUAUUUGUGAUCAUCCCAAGAAGUUUAAAAAUCCACACUGUUAAACUUAGUAUAAACGAGAGCACGUUAUUUCUUUCAUAUUAUUACCUUGCUGAAACACGAUAAUUAUAUUAUUAAUGAUAAAUGGUAAAGAAAAAUACAAUAACCUGUUAGUGCAGGCAGUGACACAAUUUAAAUAUAACUAAUAAAAUAUAUCCGUAAAACUUUCCGACACACAUAUUUAGGACAUUUAUUUUUUCCCUGCGAGACAUAUAUAUGAAAAAGAAUACGAAGAAGAAAGAACCUAUAACCAUACAAUAAAUAAAACAAUAUGUGAAAAUUUAAA